GCGCAGUUUGCCGUUUGGGCAGAUCACUUAGGUGGAAGAGAAUCUGCGGAUGUAGUGUGGUUGUGCGGCACAUGCACCCCUCAUUUAACAUUAAAAAAACAACCAAAAAAACAGCCAACUACCCCGCGCCGCACCACCCUGGCGCACUUAUCGCCCGAAACCUUCCCACCUCGGAAAAUAAAUGACCAGAAAAGGUCUCCAAGAAAUCAAACAUCGCAAAGACAAGAAAACGCGCAGCACGACCGGACGCCCGCCUCGGACGGGAGACACAGAUCCAGACCCGGCUCCAACAGGACACACAGAUCCAGACCCGCCUCGGACGGGACGCGCAGAUCCAGACCCGGCUCGGACACACAGAUAGGGCGCCGCCGCCUCCCCCUCCAUGCGUACGCUCACUAUGAAACCGGAGAUCACCGCCGCCGUCGGGUUCCUCUCCAGAUUCCUGCGUAUUAAGGGACAUGUGAACGACAGGCAGCUGCAAACUUUCAGUCAGUGCCUCCAGGACAUCCUGGCCGAGCAGUACCAGCACCACUGGUUCCCGGAUAGGCCCUGCAAAGGCUCCGCCUACCGCUGCAUCCGCAUCAACCACAAGAUGGACCCGCUGGUGAUCCGGGCGGGUCAGCUCAUCGGGCUUUCCAUCCAGCAGCUGUACUGCCUCCUGCCCAGUGAGCUCACGCUGUGGGUGGACCCCUUCGAGGUGUCCUACCGCAUCGGCGAGGACGGCUCCAUCUGUGUACUCUACGAGUCUCAGCCAUCCCCGGCGGGGGGGCCCGCCCCCGACUCCGCCCCAUCCUCCCCGGCUGUCCCGCCGGGCGCCGGGGUCCUGCCCGGAUUGGUCGAUGGCCGGAUCAGCUGCAAGGAGGAGCUGCUGCUGGGAAGGACCAGCCCUUCCAAAGCCUACAGCAUGAUGACCGUGUCCAGCUAAGGGCCUCUCUGCCCUUCCGGGACAUGCUGAGAAGAAAGUGAAGAAAAGCUAAGGAUCUGGACUAUCACCCUGGGCAUGGGAACCUUCUCCUUCGUUAUCGUUUCUCCCCUCCUUUCAUUCUGUCAUUUUUGGUUACAGACUGGUGAGUGGGACGUCUCUCUGUGGAGGGCGGAGAGCGUCGGGGCCAGUGUGUUGAAUGCGUGCACUUUCCAAUGAGCCACCUUCUGGAUACACCCCAGCUCUUUGUUACAACUGAAGAACCAUUUGGCUUGUGUGUGGGUGGGGGGGAUCAUUAGGGUAUCUUCUGAAGUUCAGGCCCUGAGAGCCUCUGCUCUAACAGAUCAGUUUUGUGGACCAGAACAUCAUUUAUUUGCUGCUGGUACAGUCUGUGCCACACCCUCCACGUCAAAAUGGCCAAUUUGAUGUCCCUGAACGUGUUGGGGUGUGCAGCUGAAAUCUCAGGCUGCAUCUAGUGCCCUGUCUCCAGUCUUGCCCAUCAGCUUUGACCCGCCUGUGGUCAGCUCCCUCCAUUUGCUGAAUGUCUUGAGGAUGAUCCAGAGUUUGUUUGGCUUGACCUCAUCUCCCCGAUGUUCUGGAUCCACGGAGGAGCUCGAUGCUCUGAGGGACCCUGUUUCGCUUGAACCUAAAUGCACUUCGACAUUUAGAUUGUGUGGGAUGUACAUUUCAGAGAUGAUAUUUUUAUUAACGACCGCAUUCCAUUUUCUACGAUGUCGUGUUUUAUGGCAGAUUUGUGCCCCUUGUUCUGGCUGAGUACAUUGUGACUCCUCUGUUUACCUGAUGAGCUUCUGAGAUCUUACGAGUUCCUGCAGUGCUGGAGACGCAUAUGAGCUGGAUGUUGGCCUUCCUGAGGUUCUGGAUCUUUUAUAUGGAUUUUUUUUGUCAUCACUGCCAAAGGGGUUUUUUUCACCACAAUUUGAGUUCUCGCCCAGCACUUGGUGGUCCCCCCCCCACCAAGCCUACCUGUGGCUUACAGCUUAAAUGUUGAAUUCUUCCGUUGCUAUCAGUAGUCAGUUUGCAUUAUGAAUUUCAUUUAUUUGGUUAGUGCUCUGUGUGUGUCUGUGUGUGUGUGUGUGUGUGUGUGUGUGUGUGUGUGUGUGGGUGGGUGGAGGGGGGGGUUUGCAGCUCGAUCUCUUCUCCUGUCCCGACUCCCCCCUCCCCACCAGCCACUGGUAUUCGCUAGCCCUCUCUGAUCAGACCAUAAUAACGUGGCUGUUUACUGAUCACAGGGCACUGGGGGGAGGGGGGUAUUAUCUCGUCCUUCUACUCAUUGGGUAAGAACCUGAGCCAUUUCUUUUAUGGAAACAGCCAAGUCCCCCACCCCGCACUCCUCUUUCCUGCCCCCAGAGUGCGCUGUUACAUAUCAGUAGCCCGCGCCCUGCGUUCUGGUGCCCGGGACCUCGAUCAAUCUAUGGCAGCUAUGAAAGCACCCGACCUGGGCCACCAUCGAGCCUGGCAGCGGCGGGUCGAGCCAGCAUGUGCACCGGUCGCGCUCCGGGGGCGAGAAGGAGAAGGCAGGAUUCAGUUCAUUGUAAACGCCCCAUCUGCUGGAUAGUUUGUAACGGAAUUUUUAAACGGCCCCUAAAGCUGUUUUCGUGGAUCAUACAGUGAUGUUGCCCCAGGUACCAGCCGCCAUGCAUGGUUUUUAUGGCCCAUUCCUCCAUAAAAUUCUGUCCUCUGGCCAUAAUUCCCACACCCCCACGCUCAGUUCCAGUUUCCUGUUUCACACAAGUUGUGGAGAAGGUGUUUGGCACAUAAAAUGCACUAAUCUUUAACGUUAGGGUAUGGUGAAGUUUUUCCCAGGAGUCCAAGAAUACAUCUCCAAACUCAGCCUUAGGAAACGUGAAAUCCCUGCCCAAGCAUGAAACCAGAAGGAAAGUUCCAUCCAUUAUUUCACACAUCACUUGUGUGUAAUGCGUGCGUCACCCGGCAAGGACCAAGGGUUAGCGUGUCACGUGUCGCGAUCCGACGGCAGAAAUGCCUGAUUUUAUAAUAACCAAUGUUGUGACAUAAAAAAAAGCUGAUAUUUCUGUUAGAUUGGUGUAUCGCAAGGAAGGCCAAGUCAUUCUCCAAACUCUGCUCAUAGACUAUUAUCCUUUGUUUUAUUCAGUUCUUACACAAAGCAUAAGAUAAAUUCAAAAAAAUAAAACAAUCUAAGCGGCACUCUUGCCCCAUGUCCUGCUGUCAGUACACUCAGCUUCCCCGGCUCGUAUCACGAUGAACUGCUGUAAAUUUGUACAGUUCAUGUAAAUUGAUUGUGAGAAGGUUGUACAGAUUUCUAUAUUUUGGAAAUUUUUUUUUCCUCUCUGUAAUAAAAGAUUUCCUAUCUUGGCAAUUA
This is a messenger RNA of Paramormyrops kingsleyae, 3281 nucleotides long. RefSeq names its product B-cell translocation gene 1, anti-proliferative (gene btg1). Gene Ontology annotation, biological process: negative regulation of cell population proliferation. The record is from RefSeq and is a predicted model, not a curated record. Gene Ontology annotation, cellular component: nucleus; cytoplasm. NCBI's taxonomy places the organism in Eukaryota, Metazoa, Chordata, Actinopteri, Osteoglossiformes, Mormyridae.